This is a messenger RNA of Alligator mississippiensis (American alligator), 4025 nucleotides long. RefSeq names its product exocyst complex component 3 (gene EXOC3). The coding region runs from base 325 to 2562 and encodes 745 amino acids. The transcript has 14 exons. Gene Ontology annotation, cellular component: exocyst. Lineage: Eukaryota; Metazoa; Chordata; Crocodylia; Alligatoridae. Gene Ontology annotation, biological process: exocytosis; exocyst localization. The record is from RefSeq and is a predicted model, not a curated record. Gene Ontology annotation, molecular function: SNARE binding.
GUUGCGUCAGGCGCCUGCGCAGUGUGCGCCUGUCAGCGGCUGCUCGGGGCCGCCGCGGCAGCGGGCGAAGUGACAGGGCCGAGCCGGGCUGCUGCCGGAGAUAGAAGUUGAGAUAGAAGUUCCUAUACUCUCAAGACUUAAAUAGAAACACUGUGAGGAGUUGGUGAAUAAAGGGAGUGGACAUCUUUGGAGGCUGGUUUUGGCUCAGUUGAGCAAUGAGACAGAGGUACCAUUUUGGAAAAUUUGUGAGAUUCUCCAGAGAAGAUGAGACUGGCAUUUCUGUUACAUUAUGAGAGAUCUUACACUUUGAGAUACUAGUCAAUAAUGGAGGAAACAGGCAGGGAAGCAGUUGCAACAGCUGUACAGAGAGUAGCUGGAAUGCUUCAGCGUCCUGACCAAUUGGAUAAAGUGGAGCAGUAUCGCAGGAGGGAGGCUCGUAAGAAGGCUUCAGUAGAAGCUCGAUUAAAGGCAGCAAUCCAAUCACAAUUAGAUGGGGUACGAACUGGUUUAAGCCAACUGCACAAUGCACUGAGUGAUGUAAAGGACAUUCAGCGAUCUUUAGUAGAUGUCAAUAAAGAUUGGCGUCAGAGUAUCAACACCAUAGAAAAUCUGAAAGGCGUUAAGGAUGCUGUAGUUCAACAUAGCCAACUGGCAGCUGCUGUAGAAAAUCUCAAAAGCAUUUUUUCAGUUCCAGAGAUAGUUAGGGAGACCCAGGACUUGAUUGAGCGAGGAGAACUUCUGAAAGCCCAUCGGAAUUUGAGAGACUUGGAAUGUUCUCGUGAUGACUUGAUGUAUGAACAGUAUCGUAUGGACAGCAAGAACACUCAUGACAUGAAUCUCAUUCAUAUCUACUUUGGGGAAAUUCAGAAACUCUCUGAGGAGCUAGCAAAACAACUUUGGAUGGUAAUUGAAAGAUCUCUUCUUACUGUUCGCCGAGAUCCAACCUUACUUGUUUCAGUUGUCAGGAUAAUUGAAAGGGAAGAGAAAAUUGACAAGCGCAUGCUAGACCGUAAGAAACAAACAGGGUUCAUUCCCCCUGGCAGACCAAAGAAAUGGAAAGAAAACAUGUUUGAUAUCUUGGAAAGAACUGUGAGCACCAGGAUUGAAGGCACUCAAGCUGAUACUAGAGAAUCUGACAAAAUGUGGCUUGUGUGCCAUCUGGAAAUUAUUCGUAAAUAUGUCCUUGAUGACCUGCAAGUGGCUAAAAAUCUAAUGGAAGAGCGUUUUCCUCCACAGUAUGACAUUUUCAAAAAGUUGUUAAACAUGUACCACCAGGCUUUGUCCAUGCGCAUGCAGGAACUGGCUUCGGAAGAUCUGGAAGCAAAUGAAAUUGUUACCUUUUUAACAUGGGUUUUAAGUACAUACAAAAGUGAAGAGAUGAUGGGAAAUUUGGAACUGGCCCCAGAAGUGGAUGUAAACUGCCUGACUCCUUUAAUUUCACAAACUGCGGUAGACCAGCUUCUCAGCAAAUACAUGUCAACGCUUACUUCUAACAUCAUUGGUUGGCUACGAAAAGCACUGGAGACGGACAGAAAGGAUUGGAUAAAAGAAACUGAGCCAGAAGCAGAUCAAGAUGGGUACUAUCAGACUACACUCCCAGCCAUAGUUUUCCAGAUGUUUGAGCAGAAUCUUCAAGUAGCUGCUCAAAUAAGUGAAGAUUUGAAAAUGAAGGUUCUGCUUCUGUGUCUUCAACAAAUGAAUUCAUUCUUGACUAGGUACAGAGAAGAAGCACAGUUCUAUAAAGAGGAACACUUAAAAAAUCGUCAGUAUCCCCAGUGUUAUGUUCAGUACAUGAUUGCAGUCAUCAACAACUGUCAGACCUUCAAAGACUCUAUAAUCAGUUUGAAAAGAAAAUAUUUGAAAAAUGAAAUGGAAGAGGGAAUGCCAAGCAGUCAUGCAAACAUGGAUAUGACUUUAGACAUCACUGCCAAAGAAGGAUGCUCUAGCCUACUAGAUGAAGUCUUCAUGGAUUUAGAGCCACAUCUCAAUGAGCUGAUGACAAAGAAGUGGCUUAUGGGAUCCAAUGCUGUGGGCACUAUCUGUGUCACCGUAGAAGAUUAUUUUAAUGAUUUUGCAAGAAUAAAAAAACCAUAUAAAAAGAUAAUGACUCUUGAGGCCCAUCGUAGAGUAGUUGUGGAGUACAUCAGGGCUAUCAUGUUAAAACGUAUAUCUUUCAAGAAUGCAGAAGAGAGAAAAGAGGGCGCAGAAAAAAUGAUCAAGGAAGCGGAACAGUUCAGAUUUCUUUUUAAAAAACUUGCAGCUGGAUCUGGAGAGGACACUGAAGGACUCUGUGACAUUAUUGUGGCUAUUGCAGAAGUUAUUAAACUGACUGAUCCUUCUUUGCUUUUUCUGGAAGUCUCGACAUUAGUUAGUAAAUACCCAGAUAUCAGGGAUGACCACAUUUCAGCUUUGCUGACUGUGAGAGGAGAUGCCAGCAGGGAUAUGAAGCAGACGAUCAUAGAAACUCUGGAACAAGGAGCCAACCAACCAAAUCCAAAUUAUGUGCCAAUUUUUAAAGAAAUUACAGUCCCCACAUUAAGUGUGCCAAAACUUCUUAAGUAGCUGACACUGGAAAUGUCUUUUUUUUUUCAUUUGGGGUCAACAUAUUUGAAAUGUUUAAGGGCAAAUUUGUAAAUGCCAUUUCAAAGGGCAUUUAGUAUGACACCGUUAAUUACUCAGACUAUUAUUUAUAGGUAUGUGUAUCUUUUUGGUGCUGUUAGUUGUAAUCAGAAUCCUGAAUGCAAGCGCAGAGAUCGGGAGUAUGGCUGAUUGAAGAAUGACAUUUCUGAUGGCCAGAGUGCUUUGUAUUGACUUCUCGCUUGUUAUAGCUAUAACAAUUUUGCGGAUUCUGUGAAAUCCGGCGUUGACCGUGAAAUCUGGGCAGUGCCCAUGGAAUCUGCAAAAUCUGUGGGGGGGGGGGGGGGGGUGAGGAAAAACAUAUUGAGUGCUGUGACAGCUUGCCAGGACAGUGGAAGGGAGGGGGGCUGCUGGCAAGAUGGCUGCUGCCCCUCAAUGCUGAUUGGCUGCAAGCAUUGCCUGUCAUGUGGCUCCACCCCUUUCCAGUCAGUGGCAAGGGGCGGGGCUGAAUGAUGAACAGCCGUUACAGCCAAUAAAUGACUAGAGGCAAGGCCCCAUGACAGGCAGCUCCUGCAGCCAAUCCGUGGCAAGGAGCAGGGCCACUGAGGGCCCUUGGUCAAUUGUGGGGGUUGGCGGGGGCGCACUCCACCCAUAAAAUGGCUGCCCCGGCCCAUGUUCUACCUACAAAAUUAGGUGGCAGCCCCCACAAAUUAAGUAGGUCCAUAGUUAUAGCCGUAUGCACCAUCACCAAGUAUAUUUUGUCACAGGUUAAUUCUGCAUUGCACAAUGCAGUGUUGUGUUUUAGAACAAUUUCUGAUUAUCUCUACAAGCCAGCUCAGGUACCAGAAGCAGUAUCCCUACAUGAGCACCAAGAAGCCAAGUAACUAGCCCCACCUGGACUAUGCAUUAACAAGUAUAUACUGCUUCCAACAUCAUAGCUGGUACGGUGAGAGUUACAGCUGCACUGCUUGGUGCCAUGUAGAUGCACCCUCACCACUUACCUAACCUCAUGGUUUGUGUGUAUAUUUAAUCUGAUGUAAAAUAGUAUACGUUGCAGAAAGCUAAAAUACAAAAAUGUUUCCUAACUCAUAAAUUGACAAAAAUUGCUAAUAGCUAAUUUUAUUCCAGGUAAAUAGAAAAUUUGAUAGAGGUACAGUGGUAAUUUUUCAUCAAUUUGACUUUCAUUUAGUUAAUGAGCGCAUAAAGCACUGCUUAUAAAACAUUAACCUUCAAUAAUACCGACUUUUGCAACUGUAUAAAUUCACUUUCUAUAAAUCUGAGUCUUAAUUAUUAAAUUUUUAAAGAGCAAUUUACAUGGGGUGUACACUAUUAAUAUUGUUUUGGUUCACAGGCAUAUUCUACAAACUUAAGAUAUGUAAAAUAACACUUCAAUUAUAAAUGUUUUCUUAUUUCCAUAAAUCUAUCAUUAAAGGAGUACUUCACAGUAA